Molecule: messenger RNA, 955 nt
Organism: Spodoptera frugiperda (fall armyworm)
Lineage: Eukaryota; Metazoa; Arthropoda; Insecta; Lepidoptera; Noctuidae
Exons: 2
Coding region: 218-820 (200 amino acids)
Source: RefSeq, a predicted model, not a curated record
CGCUCAUACAAGCAUACACUUCCUUACCGGCAGACAAACGGACGCACCUGAGCCUGCAUGCUUAGGACACAGGAAAAAAAAACAACUGUCAAAGUUUUGCCGCCAUUACUUAAGUUUGAAUUUCGAAUCAGUGUGAAUCAACCAGUUCGCUCUCUUUUCUCUUGACUAGAGGACUUCAGAGCAAAACCUUCUUCUCAGUUACUAGAAGACUUUAAAAAUGUUCAGUGCAAGAAUGAGCCAAAGGUUGGUGGUAGUGUACCUCUGCAUAGCGUCAGUGUUCAGUGCUCCAAUGCAGCUGCCGUUCCUGCCAAUGCAGUACGGAAUGAAUCCUCAGCUGCCAUUCUUGAGACAGAUGACUCCGAAUUUGCAGUCACCCUCACUGUUCCCUCAACAGCAGCCAUUGGUAAUCGUCCUACCAAACGCAGCACCCAGCACAGAAACUGACGAUAGAUACGUGAACUUAAACGAACAAUUAGGAGCCAACCUUAAAAACGCAGGACAUACAGACGAGAACAAAGAUGCUGUAGUCAUUGAUGCCAAUGACCCUAAAGCACCAGAAAUGCAAACCAAGAACGCAAUAGUCUACCUCCCUAAUGAAGGAAGAUACUCCAUAGGACAAAUCAUUACGUACAUCCCAUUUCUGCCGAUAGAAAUUAAUGUACCAGACACCAUCUCCUGGAUCACCCAUCUGCUGACUGGAGGAAUAUUCAGACCAGGACCAGCUCAGGCGCCUGUAGGUAUGAAGACUCUUCCCAACAAACCUCAAGCCCCAUUAAUAGUGAUGCCCUACCCUGGUCUCUUGCCCAACUUGAACCAAUAAGUGACUGCAGUACUCUGGGAGCGAGGAAGACUGAUCGUAAAUUAUUAAUAGCAGUGAUGAACGUUUCUGCUGCUAUAGUAAUAGCUAAUGGUGUUAAAUCAGGGUUGUGUCCAUAAUAUAAUUUAAAAACUUUAA